Molecule: messenger RNA, 774 nt
Organism: Miscanthus lutarioriparius
Lineage: Eukaryota; Viridiplantae; Streptophyta; Magnoliopsida; Poales; Poaceae
Source: the annotation of a GenBank genome assembly
AUGCGAGAUGUCAAGGGCUCAUCCAAGAGCUUCCCCAAGCACGAGGUGAAGCAUGUCUCUGACCAUAAGUACCAUGAUUAUGUAUAUAACUUGAGAUUGACCCAUCCAUAUAUUUUACUGAUGUUCAUUGGCUUAUUAUCAAGUUACCAUUGUACUUUUUUCCGUAGAGCGCUGCCCGGUCUUGUGAAAUUUAGUCCUGAUGGAAAGUAUUUUGCAACUGGGAGUGCUGAUACAUCCAUUAAGUUUUUUGAGGUUGCUAAAAUUAAGCAGACUAUGGUAGGGGACUCCAAAGAUGGUCCUGCCAGGCCUGUGAUUCGCACAUUUUAUGAUCACACACAGGCCAUCAAUGGUCUGGAUUUUCAUCCUGAGAGUCCAAUACUGAUAUCAGCUGCAAAAGACAAUACAAUAAAAUUCUUUGAUUUCUCAAAAACCAAUGCGAGGAAAGCGUUCAGAGUUAUUCAGGAUACUCAUAAUGUUAGAUCUGUAUGUUUUCAUCCUUGUGGGGAUUACCUUUUAGCAGGGACUGAUCACCCAGUUGCUCAUUUAUAUGAUAUAAAUACUUUUACAUGCUACUUAUCAGCAAAUGCACAGGAUUCUAGUUCUCCCAUUAACCAGGUACGCUACUCUUGUACUGGGAGCUUGUAUGUUACUGCUUCUAAAGAUGGUUCUUUGCACAUUUGGGAUGGAGUUUCUGCUGAAUGUGUUCGACCUAUUACUGGAGCACAUGGAUCCGCAGAAGCUACCAGCGCAAUUUUCACCAAAGAUGAGAGGUAA